CUUUGCCAUUCGUGUAGUUGUGUUGGUUGUCUGUUGUGAGAAAUCUCGAGAAAGAGUUUUACUACGGUUUCAUUACUUUUAAAUUCGAAAUUCGCGCGUGAACGAAUUUGUGCAUUAUCGCGUGGCCGUGUUUACGUCCAACAGAACCGCUAAUUUUGAAAAACAAACCGCGAAAAUUUUAAUUUUUCUCCGAAAAUCCGCGGAAAUCUUCGAAAUGCGCCCGUUUCUUGCUUGUUCCAGUCUCGCCAGACAUGUUUUCAGAGGUUUCACCACUACUAACGCAAUGGCGGCUCAAAAGAUCCAAGGAGGAGACAUCGUCGAGAUGCAAGGAGACGAGAUGACCAGAAUCAUCUGGGAUCUGAUCAAGGAGAAGCUCAUCCUUCCUUACGUCGAUCUCAACGUACACUUCUUCGAUCUCGGUAUUGAGCAUCGUGAUGCCACCGAUGAUCAAGUCACUAUCGAUGCCGCCAACGCGACCCUCAAGUACAAUGUUGCUGUUAAGUGUGCCACCAUCACUCCAGAUGAGGCUCGUGUCGAGGAGUUCAAGCUCAAGAAAAUGUGGAAGUCACCAAACGGAACUAUCCGUAACAUUCUUGGAGGAACAGUCUUCCGUGAGCCAAUUAUUGUCAAGAACGUACCACGCCUUGUCAACACCUGGUCGAAGCCAAUCAUCAUUGGACGUCACGCUCAUGCUGAUCAAUACAAGGCCACCGACUUUGUUGUUCCAGGAGCUGGAAAGCUCGAAAUCAAGUUCGUUUCUGCUGAUGGUACCCAGACCAUUCAGGAGACCGUCUUCGACUUCAAAGGUCCAGGAGUCUCCCUCUCAAUGUACAAUACCGAUGAUUCUAUCCGGGAUUUCGCUCAUGCAUCCUUCAAGUAUGCUCUUCAACGUAAAUUCCCACUUUACCUAUCCACCAAGAACACUAUCCUGAAGAAGUACGAUGGACGUUUCAAGGAUAUCUUUGCUGAGAUCUACCCAGAAUAUGAGGCUGAAUUCAAGGCCGCCGGAAUCUGGUACGAACAUCGUCUUAUCGAUGACAUGGUUGCUCAAGCCAUGAAGAGCGAUGGAGGAUUCGUGUGGGCCUGCAAGAACUAUGACGGAGAUGUUCAAUCAGACUCUGUUGCUCAAGGAUAUGGAUCCCUCGGAUUGAUGACAUCUGUGCUUGUGUGCCCAGAUGGAAAGACCGUCGAAGCUGAAGCUGCUCACGGAACUGUCACUCGUCAUUACAGAAUGCACCAAAAGGGACAAGAAACCUCCACGAAUCCAAUUGCCUCCAUCUUCGCUUGGUCUCGUGGAUUGGCUCACCGUGCCACUCUCGACAAGAACUCUGCCCUUGAGACAUUCGCCAAUAAUUUGGAAGCUGUGUGCAUUGAGACAAUGGAGGCUGGAUUCCUCACCAAGGAUCUUGCCAUUUGCGUGAAGGGAGGAAAUGCUUCAGCUGUCACUCGUACCGACUACCUCAACACCUUUGAAUUCCUCGACAAAUUGGCUGAGAACCUCGCCAAGAAGCAAGCCCAUUAAGUACUUUCUCAUUCCCAAUCUAAAAAUCUCGCUUAUUAACUUUUUCUGUGAUAUUUCGAUUGCUUCUCGUCACUGUAUUAUGUAUGAUUUUGCGCUCUUAUUGCAUGGAUUUUCACUUGAAAAGUUCAACGAAACCAAUUUGCAUUUCACAAUUUAAAAUAAAUAUUCAAAAAAUAAAUUGAAAA
Molecule: messenger RNA, 1707 nt
Organism: Caenorhabditis elegans
Lineage: Eukaryota; Metazoa; Nematoda; Chromadorea; Rhabditida; Rhabditidae
Gene: idh-1
Product: Isocitrate dehydrogenase [NADP]
Exons: 4
Coding region: 215-1522 (435 amino acids)
Biological process (GO): isocitrate metabolic process
Molecular function (GO): NAD binding; isocitrate dehydrogenase (NADP+) activity; magnesium ion binding
Source: RefSeq, marked reviewed